GUCGAAGUUAAUGUGGGCGAGGGUAGCUCUCAAGGGCAGAGCAAUUGACGGAGAGACUCACGAGGCGCGCAGAGAGCUCCAAACGCUGCAUUAUAUACCAGCAGCCCCGCGCUUGACCUUUCCGCGAUCACAGAGCGAUAAGCACUGCGAGAGCAGCAACUGCAGCGCAACCAUGGGCAAGAAGUACAACAAAGGACGAGGCGGCAGCGGCAAACGAGGAGGCCCAAAACACACCGCGAAGGCCACCGUCAAAAAAGGCUCGAAGGCCCGCCUCGCAAGGUUCGGCAAGAUCGCGAAGCAAGGGCAAAGUGGCAUCAACAGCGCCUACAUGACGCGCGGGACCAUUCUGAGGAGGCUGCAGCUCACGCUGAAAGAUUUUAGACGCCUAUGUAUCUUGAAAGGAGUGUAUCCGCGCGAUCCCCCGAAAACGCCCACUGCCGGUAAAGAUAAAGUCUACUACCACGCCUCGGACAUCCAGCAGUUGGCGCAUGAACCGCUGCUCAAGGAGUUCCGCGACUUCAAGGCCGCCAUGGUCAAAGUCCGGAAAAGCGUGGGCCGGAAGGACAUCGAUCGGGCAAGAUCGAGGUACGAAGAGGCGCCCCAAUACGAUGUACAUCAUCUAGUGAAAGAAAGGUACCCGACCUUCGAUGCGGCAUUAGCUGAUCUAGAUGACGCCUUAUGCACGAUCGCGCUGUUCGCGACUCUACCAGCCGCGGGUCGCGUCUCGCCGGAACACACGUCAGAAAGCAAGAAAGUACUAAAGUGGUGGCAGCAGUACGUCGCGCAUUCCCACUCCCUGCAGAAGGGCUUCAUCAGUGUGAAGGGCGUGUACUUCCAGGCUUCUAUCCAGAAACAUACGGUGACGUGGUUGGUGCCACAUAGCUAUACGCAGGACGUGCCUAAAAAAGUGGACUUUAGGGUCAUGCUUACCUUUUUGGAGUUCUAUACCGCUUAUGUGAAAUUUGUACUUUAUAAGUUGUACAAGGAGUCUGGUCUAGCCUUUCCGCCCGCUACGGCAGACACGACGUCGCAGUUCUUCGAAUUAGUUGGGAGUGACCACGAGGGCCCGUUGUCCGGUUUAUCUUUGUCUUUGCGGCGGGAGGCGUCCUAUUCUUGGCUCGACUUCGCGGCUUGUAGUGCCGGUGCUCGAAUUGUUGAUGAAGCGGAGUGUACGCAUAUCGUAGCUGAUCGAGUUCUGAAAGAUAUUGAUAGCAAUAAGGAGCACGUCCAGCCCCAGUGGGUCAUCGACUCCUUGAAUGCGGGCCGGGCGAAGCCCUGCGCGCCGUAUCAACCGGGUGGUAGUGCGCCGCCGCAUUUGUCACCGUUCGUCGAAGCCGACGACGAGGAGGAUAGUGAUAGUGAGGACGAGGCCGACGCGCCGCCUUCACCAAAACCGGAAAAGGAGGCCAAGGACAUGGCGAAGAUGCUCAUGUCGAAGAAGGCCAAAAGAUUGUAUGGCAGGAUGCAGCACGGCCGCGAGCGCAAGCAGGCCGCCGUCGCGAGAUUACGGAAAAGGAGGGAAUUGCUGGCCGCGCGUUCUAGGCAGUAGUAAGGGGGAACUCUGUGAA
This is a messenger RNA of Pelagomonas calceolata, 1568 nucleotides long. The record is from the annotation of a GenBank genome assembly. NCBI's taxonomy places the organism in Eukaryota, Pelagophyceae, Pelagomonadales, Pelagomonadaceae.